Messenger RNA from Blumeria graminis f. sp. triticale, 1593 nucleotides. The record is from the annotation of a GenBank genome assembly. NCBI's taxonomy places the organism in Eukaryota, Fungi, Ascomycota, Leotiomycetes, Helotiales, Erysiphaceae.
AUGGUUUCUACGGCCAAACUUGCGGGCGAGUUCAGUGCCCAGCACCAUGAAAAGACAUCGCCUGUCAAGAUGAAGGCCGGAGACUUAGGGACGCUUGAAGAAAUAGAUACAAUUGAAGAAACAGAUUCCGACAAAUUUGUGUGGCUCGUCAGCCUGACAGCCAGUCUGGGUGGUUUUCUCUUCGGCUACGAUACGGGCAUUAUAUCUGCAGUUCUUAUAUAUCUCCAUGCAGAUCUCGGCCAUGAACUUGCAAAUAGAGAAAAAGAGCUUGUCACGUCCGUUAUGUCUGGUGGCGCUUUUCUCGGUGCCAUAGCUGCCGGACUUACAGCAGAUAGGUAUGGUCGUAAAGGACCUAUCUACAUGGGAUGUGUGCUUUUUAUUGUUGGUGCGGUAAUUCAAGCCACAGCAUAUACUGUUUCUCACAUGGCUGUUGGAAGGGCUAUUGUCGGUCUUGGGGUUGGAAGCGCGGCUAUGAUAAUUCCAUUAUAUAUUGCCGAAAUAUCACCUGCAAAAUUUCGGGGAAGGAUGAUGGGUCUUGAUACAUUAUCAGUUACAGGUGGUCAAUUAGCCUCCUAUGGCUUGGGUGCUGGAUUCGCUCAUAUUGCACAUGGUUGGAGAUGGAUGGUUGGUAUGGGUGCUGGUCCAGCUAUCUUACUCCUAUGCUUACUUCCUAUCUGCCCUGAGUCUCCUCGGCAACUAAUUUAUCAUAAAAAGUUGGACGAAGCUGCGGAGGUCAUUCAAAAGGUCUUCCCAAAUGCCACCGGUGACCAAGUUCAGCAAAAAGUCCGACAUAUAGCUCUUCAUGUUGAAACGGCAAAAAAACUGCGAGACGGCAAGAGUAAUUGGUGGCUAUUUAAACAACUUUUCACCGUCCCCGCAAACUUAAGGGUCACAAUUGCUGCUUGUGGCGUCAUGAGUCUCUCGCAGUUUUCCGGCUUUAAUAACCUCAUGUACUAUUCAUCAACUCUCUUUGCCGUUAUUGGAUUUUCGAACCCCGUGGGUGUGGGCUCGAUAAUAGCUGCAGUAAACUUUCUUUGCACCUUUUUAUACUUUAACAUUGUCGAUCGAUUCGGUCGUCGACAAGUGCUGCUCUCUACUGUUUGGGGAAUGGGCGUUUCUCUAGGCGUAGCUGCAGCUGCAUUUUACUACAUUCCUCUAACUACCGAUCUCUCUAUUUCAGCCGAUACCAAGGUUGGUUGGCCCGCCUACCUUGUUCUUGUGGCUAUGGUUAGCUUAGUGAUAUUCUACGGUUCGGGAAUUGGUGCUCUCUCCUGGGUUUCAUCAGAGUUUUUCCCGAUGGAAGUACGUUCGCUCGGUACUAUGGUCAUGACUUUGUCUAAUUGGGGCCCUAAUAUCAUCAUCUCCUCAACAUUCCUUACACAGAUGGAAAAAACUACUCCUACGGGUACUUUCGCAUUUUAUGGUGUCGUAUGCAUACUUGGAUGGGUAGCAAUAUAUUGCUGCUAUCCCGAAGUAAAGGGUAUGACCCUGGAGAGCAUACGGGAAGUCUUCGAGCAAGGCUUUGGUGUUCAAAAGGCACGAGAAAUUCAAGCUGAAAUGCGGCGGAAAAGUGCCGAUCGAUCUAGUGUAUAA